AAUCCAUCCAUUGACUCCCAAAUUCCCAAUUCAGACGUUCCUUUACGCUUUAGGGUUUUUCUUCUCUCUCCAAAAUUUCUUUUACAAUCCUAAAUUUUCAACUACUCGAUUGCUUUUAAAGAAAAUAAUAAUCGGAGACCGAUUCAAAUCUUACGCAAUCCUUCUUCGCCAUCGGAAGUCAAGUCACAAUUGAUAAUUCUCUAUUUCUCUUAUGCAACUACAGUCAAAGUGCUCGUGGAACCCUAAUUAAGCGCAUAGGGUUUCUGUAUAACAAAGGAUUUUGUUUGGUGUUGAAGUCGAUUUGAUCCAAAGGUGUGUUCAUUUCAUUUCCUCGCUUUGAUUUAUUUUUGAAGUUGUCAAGUUGAAAAAUUGGGAAUUACGUGUGGAAUUGAAAUCGCCUGAGAUUCUUAGGGUUUUUUUGUGUUUGAAAAUUGGAUCAAAAUGGAUAAUUCUGAUUAUUCGAGGAAUCGGAACAAUGAGCAUUUAGGUGUUAACAAAAUUGGGAAAGCGAUCAGGAAAAGUCCAUUACACCAACCAAGUUUCGCGAAUCCGGCGAGACAACAACCUCAACCUCAAGUAUACAACAUCAACAAGAACGAUUUUCAGAGUAUUGUUCAGCAGCUCACCGGUUCACCUUCCCGGAAUUCCCAGGAGCCACUUCCGAGACCUCCGCAGAACUCACCUAAACCACCUAGCAUGCGGUUGCAAAGAAUCCGGCCAUCACCAUUAGCUCCGCUUAAUGUAAACCGCCCUAGAAUGCCCAUUCCCAUUCAUCAUAUGGGACAAGAACAGAUGUCUCGCUCCCAGAUGCCUCCGCUUCGUCCACCAAAUGGUGCAGUGCUUGGCGCGCCUCCUUAUAACGGUAAUUAUGCUAGACCUGCCCACCAUGGUCAACAACGACCACCACCAGGUAUGCCACAACCACCACCCAUGGCUUCCGGUGAUCAUACAGGGUGGCCAAACACAGCCGAGUCUCCUAUCUCUGCUUAUAUGCGUUACCUUCAGCAUUCCAUCAUAGAUUCAACUCAAGGUCAAGGUCAAGGAAAUCAACAACAUCAACAACAUCAUCAACAACAACAACAACAACAACCCCCUCAUCCUCAAUACCAACAAAAUCCUCAAGGUCAACAUCAGCAACCGGGAUUGCUUCCGUAUCCACUUCCAUCUCCUCGGAUGAACAAUGGAGGUCCUCCUCUUCCAUCUCCCCGGAUGAACGGACCUCCACCUCUUCCGUCACCGAGAAUGAACAUGAACGGUCCUCCACCACUUUUACCAUCACCAACUUCUCAGUUUCUUCUUCCAUCUCCAUCUGGUUACUUAAACUUAUUGUCUCCUCGAUCACCAUACCCUUUACUUUCUCCUGGUUAUCAGCAUCCUCCACCAUUAACACCGAAUUUUUCAUUCUCACCCAUGACUCAACCAGGAGUGUUAGGCCCUGGACCACCACCUCCACCUUCUCCCGGCAUGGGGUUUCCAUCUCCAGGUUUUUUCUCAAUUCAAAGUCCCAGAUGGAGGGAUUAGAUAAAGAUGGAUGAUAAGAUGCUAACUGUGUAUGGAUUCAUCGUUACAGCAACUUAACUUAAGAUAAAAUUGCCAAAAUGGUCCCUACAUCACCUCCCCCAACUCCUUCGGUGGCUUCAACAAAGAUUUUGAUCGACAUAAACACAGGUUGAGUGACGGUUGCAGAGCAGUCAGCGAUCAUUGACGAUGGGCGCGCAAGUGGUCGGUGGUGCUAGGGCUGGAAGAUAUAUAUGCACAAGGAGAGAGAAAGAUUAAGGGUUCACGAUGAUGACAAAGGAGAAUGAUGGGGUUACAUGAGUAUGUGAUUUUCGUUUUAUGUUUAAUAAAAAAUUUAAAAUAAUAAUUAGUUAACAAUUAAUAAAAAUAUAAAAUCAAAAUGAAAAAUGAUUAUUUUAACA
This is a messenger RNA of Lactuca sativa (garden lettuce), 1919 nucleotides long. It is a transcript of the gene IKU1, whose product is annotated as VQ motif-containing protein. The record is from RefSeq and is a predicted model, not a curated record. Lineage: Eukaryota; Viridiplantae; Streptophyta; Magnoliopsida; Asterales; Asteraceae.